Bathycoccus prasinos is the source of this 1185-nucleotide messenger RNA. RefSeq lists its product with no specific name. Lineage: Eukaryota; Viridiplantae; Chlorophyta; Mamiellophyceae; Mamiellales; Bathycoccaceae. Gene Ontology annotation, biological process: intracellular protein transport. Gene Ontology annotation, cellular component: endosome. The coding region runs from base 1 to 1185 and encodes 394 amino acids. The record is from RefSeq and is a predicted model, not a curated record. The transcript has a single exon.
AUGUUUGAACCGUGCCUGACGGACAUCGAAAUAAUCCUCGCGUCCACGGACUGCGUGUUCAAAAUCAACGACACCGUCCGCGGGGAAAUUUUAAUCAAAGUUCACCGCGAGGACGCGCCGUUGCAUCACAACGGGAUCGCGUUAUCCGCAGUCGGGUCGGUUCGUUUGCAACUCAGCGAGAAAGACUCGUCGUUGUUAGACCAACUGUUCGCGACCGUGGACCCGAUUGAAAUGAUGGACGCGUGCUUGGAACUGAAACCACCGGGGAAGUUACCGAUUGGAACGCACGCGAUACCGUUCGCGUUCGCGCUGAGCCCGACUGUGUUUCAUCGGUCCACGUAUUACGACGGGUAUCGAGCGGUUUCAGGUGGGAGCGGGUCGCACAAGCUCUGCGAGACGUUUCACGGGCAAAACGUGCAGGUGGUGUACGGCGUGGAGGUGGAAAUUAUGCGGCCGUUACUCAGCGGAGGGUCGAUUUCGACCGGAAUGUGCGAGUUUCUGGUCGAAUCCAGAGCGGAGGAGGAAGGGGUGAAGCGAGUGGAGCAGUCGAUGCCGAGGAAAUUCGCGUUGGAGAGGUUCGACGAGACGGAGGAGGAUUUGAAAACGAAGAAGAAAAAGAGCACGUCAAAGGAGGAGGAGAAUAGCAGCGAUGGUGGAAAUGCAAACUUAAAAGAGUUUGAAAUACGCGGCGAGCUUUCCAAGACGUCUUAUUUUAUCGAAGAACCGAUCGAAGGAUUCGUGGAAAUCGUCUCGCACCCGCGAAAUCGGAAAAACCAACUGAAGAAAAUCGAAGUUGAACUCGAACGCGUGGAAACUGUUAUUUCCGCCGAAGGAACGAGGUCGACGGAAUCUUCUGCGGUCCAGUUUACGCAAAUCGUCGACGACGGCGCCGAUGUCAGCGAGAACGUUCGCGUGCCUAUUCACGUGACGUUUCCGAGACUGUACGCGUGUCCGUCGGUGGCGCACGCGACGUUUAGCGUCGGAUUCGCGGCGAAAAUCAUAGCCACGUUCGAUGACGGCGUCGACGACGAAGAGGACGGCAGCAGCAAUGCGUAUAAUAACAGCAAAACAACGUUCAAGAAAAAAAGUAAGAAGAAAAAAGAGCGAACGAGCUCGAUAUCGAUUCCUAUCAGCGUCCAUCGAGCGCCAGAAAAUCUUGGUUCCGGAGAGAAGACCAUACUCUGA